AUGCACCGCGCAGGUGGGGGCGUGGCGAAGGGCGGGCAGGGGCCGUGGCCGCGCGCUGAUUGGCUGCGGGGCGGGGCUGUAAAGGCGGAGGGCGCGCGGAGCGAGCGCCAUUUUGGCCUCGUGGUCGGGAGUGAGCAGGACUCGCCUGCGGCCGCUGCACUUCGCUGGCCCUUCAGGUGCUUGGAAUGUGGGAAGAGCUUCAGGGACAGCUUCAACCUGCUCAGACACCAGCACAUCCACACUGGGGAACGUCCCUACACGUGUAGGGAAUGUGGGAAGAGCUUCAGGGACAGCUUCAACCUGCUUAGACACCAGCACAUCCACACUGGGGAACGGCCCUACAAGUGUGGGGAAUGUGUCAAGGGGUUUCAGACCAGCUACGAUCUCCUGAAGCACAAGCCGACACACACAGGGGAGGAGAAGCCCUUCCGGUGCUUGGAAUGUGGGAAGAGCUUCAGGAACAGCACCAAACUAAUCCGACACCAGCACAUCCACACUGGGGAACGGCCCUACACAUGUAGGGAGUGUGGGAAGAGCUUCAGGAACAGCUCCCACCUCCGCACCCACCAUCACAUCCACAGUGGGGAACGGCCCUACAUAUGUAGGGAAUGUGGGAAGAGCUUCAGGGACAGCUCCACCCUGAUCCGACACCAGCACAUCCACACUGGGAAACGGCCCUACAUGUGUGGGGAGUGUGGGAAGAGCUUCAGGGACAGCUCCACCCUGAUCCGACACCAGCACAUUCACACUGGGGAACGGCCCUACACAUGUAGGGAAUGUGGGAAGAGCUUCAGGGACAGCUCCACUCUGAUCCGACACCAGCGCAUCCACAGUGGGGAACGGCCCUACACGUGUGGGGAGUGUGGGAAGAGGUUUCAGCGCAGUGGGAAUCUCCUCAGGCAUGAGCAGACACACACGUAUGAGAGGCCCUUCCGCUGCACCGACUGCGGGAAGGGCUUUAAGCGGAACUCCAACCUCAUCAUCCACCAGCGGACGCACAGGGAUGAGAGGCCCUUCCACUGCACCGACUGUGGGAAGGGCUUCAACCGGAACUCCCACCUCAUCACCCACCGGCGCAUCCACAGCGGGGAGAGGCCCUACAAGUGUGAGGAGUGUGGGAAGAGCUUCACCCGGAGCUCUAACUUGACCUCACACCAACGGACCCACCAGUAAGGGGAACCCUACGAGUGCCCCGACUGCAGGAAGAGCUUCGGAAAGAACUCCGACCUGUUCCAACACCAGCGCAUCCACACUAGGAAACGGCCUUACCCAUGUGGGGAAUGCGGGAAAAGCUUCAGCCAGAGCUCCUACCUCCGCAGACACCAGCUCAUCCAUACCGGGGAACGGCCCUACCAGUGUGGAGAAUGUGGGAAGAGCUCCAAUCUCCUCCUGCAUGAGCGGAUUCACAUGGAUGAGAGGCCCUUCCGCUGCACCAACUGUGGGAAGGGCUUAAACCGGAACUCUGUCCUCAUCAAGCACCGGCGCAUCCACACUGGGGAGAGGCCCUACAAGUGUGAGGAGUGUGGGAAGAGCUCCACUCAGAGCGCACACUUGACCAGACACGAACAGACCCUCCGGUAA
Molecule: messenger RNA, 1581 nt
Organism: Pipra filicauda (Wire-tailed manakin)
Lineage: Eukaryota; Metazoa; Chordata; Aves; Passeriformes; Pipridae
Product: zinc finger protein OZF-like
Exons: 5
Biological process (GO): regulation of DNA-templated transcription
Molecular function (GO): RNA polymerase II cis-regulatory region sequence-specific DNA binding; DNA-binding transcription factor activity, RNA polymerase II-specific
Source: RefSeq, a predicted model, not a curated record